ACCUUGCAGUUGCUUCUGGAAUUCAUCGAUGGCUGCAACAAUCGCACGCAGCUUCUCUCCCGCCAUAACUCUUCCUCCCUUUCCCAAAUUUACCCCUCGAAAACCACCUAAUUGACUAAUUCUCUUCUAUGUGCCAACUUCUUCAAGCCAGUUGCUGUGUCCAAGCCAAAUCCUACCCUUGAACUCUCCAGGCUGAAACUUACUCAUGCAACUGCAGUGGCGCAAAAGCCUGCAUCUUGGGCUUGGGCGAUUUCUGCUUGUGAUUCUGGGGCAUAACCAGAAGCAGAAGCGAGUGAUUUGAAAAGGUAAUGAUUUAAAUAUAGUCUAGAGGGGGAAAUAGUGUAAUGGCCAGAAGAAAUCAAAAUUGUGAAUGUAAUUAUGAAUUUGGUUGUGAUGGUGUGUCCAUGAUCAAAACUAAACAUGCUUUUGGACGUAAAAGGAAAGGUUGGGAUUGUCUAUCUUCAGGAAAUUGCUUGAUAUACCCUUUUCUGAUUAAUAAAAAGAAAUCACUUUGGAAUUUAUGCAAGUAGUUAAAUCAGCUGUGUGAGUUACUGACAAAUGAUGGAUUUUGGUGGAGUGGAUGCACUUUGCUAUAUAACUUACGUCCUUUCAAUGACAAAAAGGAGAAAAUACUCAAUCUAAUGCAUUAUGCCAAACUUAAGAGUAGUUGCAACUUUUGGAAGAAAGUAGUUCUAUUAAUUUUUCAGCAUUCUUACAUUUUGGGGAUAAUGGUAAAGAAAUGGGUUGUUGGAACUCAAUUUUCCCCUUUUAUGGCCUUCGAAUGGAUUUAUUGAUCAAAGAAGUUUUGGAAGAAUUCUUCUUACUUCUUGGCUGGGGAAAGGUGGUUUAUAAUUGAUUCUAUUGUUAGAGACAGAGUAACAUAUACAUUCUCGUUCUUUCGUAUGAUCCCUUUGCAGGAUGCAACUAGUGACAUAGAACUGCCUAGAAGAAGUUUGUUAGUUGAAUUUACUUGUGAUGAGUGUGGUGAAACCGUGAAAGAACAAGGAGGCUCAUCAAUCGAUUGGCCUAUAAACGCGGACUUGUUUAUGUAAAUGUUUUUCUGCAGGAUGUGAACAGUAUCACAAAUUAGUUGACAAUCUUGGAAUUGUGGUUGAGUAUGACUUACACGAGGAAAUUCAUAAAGAUGAAGCCUGAUA
Molecule: messenger RNA, 1157 nt
Organism: Rubroshorea leprosula
Lineage: Eukaryota; Viridiplantae; Streptophyta; Magnoliopsida; Malvales; Dipterocarpaceae
Source: the annotation of a GenBank genome assembly